AUGGCAAGAAUUAUUGACUACAUGCCGAUUGCUUGGAGAGUUUAUGACCGUGUUCGUGGUAUUGCCUUAUCAAGAGACAGAUUCCAGUUUGUGUUCCAGAGAGAGAAAGAUCUGGUGAGGGUCCUCAAAGACAGACCGUGGUCGUAUAACCACUGGGCAAUGACGUUGGAACGUUGGACGUCGUCUCCUCCGGAGAAGUUCUUGCAAACUAUGGAGCUCUGGAUCAGGAUCCGACACAUCCCUCUGGUGUAUUUCACAGUGGAUACAAUGUUCACUUUAGCCUCUGAAGUUGGUAAGCCGACGAAAGCAACUCGUCAACUCAAUGUCCCAUCUGGUGGUGCUGUUACCAUUGAAUUUGAGUAUGAAAAGAUUCAUAAGAGGUGCUUCCAUUGCCUUAGGCUCACACAUGAGAAGAUAAGAUGUCCCUUACUCAGGAGAGGUUCAUUAAAAGAGAAACAACAAGCUUCAGAAUCUCACUCCGGGGAGAAAACGCAUCAAAAUGCUGGCUCUGCUCCACCAAAGGCUAAUCCCUCGUGCAAACUCCUAGAGGGUCCUCCGGGCUUCCCCCCUCUCUUUCCUGAAUUGUCAAAGGAGGAACAAAAAAUGGCUAUGCUCUACAUAUCUCACGCUGAUGAUACAGAGAGGAGAGCUCGGAUUGAGAGAGUCAGGCAGGGUAUAGAAGCCAACGCUGCGGAUUCUACUUUGCGCAUAACAAAGAUCACAAAUGAGCUCAAUAAAGGCAAAGGCCAUGUGUUUGACUACCCGAGUUUCACUGAACGUUCCCAUAGUUGUAAGCAAGCCAGAAAGGGUAUCUCAUCUGACUGCAGAAGUAAAAGUGAUCAGCUGGAGGAAGAAGCAGAAUCAUCAGCAACAAAUGGUGGUGUCUUCUCUGCCCCUGUUUUGGCUAGUACGGAUUUUCAGGUAGGCCCUUCGUCUGGAGGGCGAGUAUCAGCUAUCACAAAUGGAAAGAAGAGCCAGAGGAAAAGACCCCCAGUAUGGAAGAGAAGAAAUGGUCUGAGGCAACAUGGUGCACCUCUUGCGUCAACUGCGCAUGUUCCAACUCCACAACUGAGUAUGAAAAGGAAGUCUUUUCCACCUCCAUCUUCGUCGGACCUCAAAACCUUGAAAAUCACAGAACCUUCGGUGGCUUCCGUAUUGAAGCCGCUGUCUCCACAAUGA
Molecule: messenger RNA, 1179 nt
Organism: Brassica oleracea var. oleracea
Lineage: Eukaryota; Viridiplantae; Streptophyta; Magnoliopsida; Brassicales; Brassicaceae
Exons: 2
Coding region: 1-1179 (392 amino acids)
Source: RefSeq, a predicted model, not a curated record